UAAAAGUAAAUUGUAAUUGUAAACAUGAACUUUUCCAUAAUUAAAAAUGUUUUUAGACAUGCCUCCACUUUAUAUUACCAAACAAGAAACGUAACAUUUGCUGCUUUGUCACUUCCGGUUAGAAGUAUUCACACCACACGAUACAAUAAUGAUUUAAUGGAAUUUUUUGAUACUAAGAAAAAUUGGAGUGAGACAAAUAUAAGAGUGGGCAGAGCUUGGAAACUGGACGAAUUAAGAAUAAAGUCAAAUGUGGAUUUACAUAAACUGUGGUACGUACUACUUAAAGAACGUAAUAUGCUUUAUACAAUGGAGCAUGAAUGUAACGAGCAAACACGACUGUUUCCUAACCCUGAAAGAAUUGAUAAGGUUCAAGAAUCAAUGAGUAAUAUUGAGACAGUCAUCAGAGAACGCAACAUUGCAUAUUAUAAGCUAGAAACUGGUGAAACUGGUGAACGCCCAGUGGAAGAUGUGCUUAAUUUAUUUGGUCUACCUGAAAAAUACAAUAAACAAGAGUACUAUAUACCACAAUUUAUGAAUAGCAGGUGGGUAAGACCUUAUUUAGAACAUGGAUACAUAAACAGUCUUGCUGUUAAGAAAUUUUAUAGACUAUAUAAAGAAAAACAGUACAAUGAAGUAAGAAAAGCCCGCAAUAGAGAUUUCAAUCAUGUGCAACAGCUAUUGAAACGUUUCCCAAAUAUGGAUAUGGAAAAGUUGAAAGCUGAAUAUCCAAAUGUUGAUAUUGAAAAAGCAAAGAGAACCAAAAAAGCAAGAGGGCAUUAUAUGCCUUUGUAUUAGUAUCAUUUAAAUUAAUGUUUUAGAGUUAUUAUUAUUUAAUAAAG
Messenger RNA from Papilio machaon (common yellow swallowtail), 839 nucleotides. It is a transcript of the gene mRpL47, whose product is annotated as 39S ribosomal protein L47, mitochondrial. Gene Ontology annotation, molecular function: structural constituent of ribosome. The record is from RefSeq and is a predicted model, not a curated record. Gene Ontology annotation, biological process: mitochondrial translation. Gene Ontology annotation, cellular component: mitochondrial ribosome; mitochondrial large ribosomal subunit. Bases 25 to 795 code for a protein of 256 amino acids. NCBI's taxonomy places the organism in Eukaryota, Metazoa, Arthropoda, Insecta, Lepidoptera, Papilionidae. The transcript has a single exon.